Molecule: messenger RNA, 636 nt
Organism: Acanthosepion pharaonis
Lineage: Eukaryota; Metazoa; Mollusca; Cephalopoda; Sepiida; Sepiidae
Source: the annotation of a GenBank genome assembly
AUGACUCAGCUAUCCAUUACCCACCAUACCUCAGCCAUCCAUUACUCCACCAUGACAGCUAUCCAUUACUCCACCAUGACUCAGCUAUCCAUUACUCCACCAUGCCUCAGCUAUCCAUUACUCCACCAUGACUCACCCAUCCAUUACUCCCAUGAUGCCACAUAUCCAUUACUCCACCAUACCUCAGCCAUCCAUUCCACCAUGGCUCAGCCACCAUGCCUCAGCUAUCCAUUACUCCACCAUGACCCAGCCAUCCAUUACUCCACCAUGACCUGCAUAGCCAUCCACACUCCACCAUGCCCCAGCUAUCCAUCCAAUCCACCAUGCCUCAGCUGUCCACACUCCUCCAUGCCCACCAUGAGACACCAUCAUCCAUAUCCAUUACUCCACCAUGCCCUGACUAUCCAUUACUCCACCAUGCCCAGCCAUCCAUUACUCCACCAUGACCUCAGCUAUCCAUUACUCCACCAUGACUCAGCCAUUACCAUCCAUUAUUCCACCAUGACUCCAGCCAUCCAUUACUCCACCAUGACUCACCCAUCCACACUCCACCAUGACUCACCUAUCCAUUACUCCACCAUGCCCUCAGCCAUCCAUUACUCCACCAUGACUCAGCUAUCCAUUACUCCACCAUGA